UGCACAGGUAGCAAAUAAUAACAUUGCAUGCAAAUAACAACAAUAACAUUGUACACAGAUAACGAUAAUAAAAUCGUAUACAAAUAACAGUACUAAAAUUCUAUACACACGAUACUAAUAACAUUGUGCGCGAAAUAGGAAACGAAUCUCAAUUAAAUCGUACGCGUUGCAGUUAGUUAUUUGGGCGGGUUUGUCUUGCAACGUUAUCAAAGUGUCCGGAAGAAUAGAUUAAACUAAUUCGAUCUGUCUGCUGCAGCGUUGAAAAAGAUGCUAACGCCGGGACGAUCGGGAUCAAUCAGUCCCGCGGAGAUCGGCAAUGUACCCGACACGAAGGAUCCUGGGGCAACAGGAAAUGGUUCGGGAACUUACAUGCGUGGUGCGCGCAGCCCAGGCUCCUACGAGGGCGACGACAGGGCGAAAGAGUUCCUUUCGACUGGGAGAGCCGGAAGGAGGAAUGCCCUGACGGAGAUUUUGGGCCGCCACGCUGAACCUGCGAUGUUGGAUCUGCCGGAUCGAUUCGAAGAGCUUUCCAUGGAGACAGUUGCAGGUCAAUCGAGCAGUGGUGGACAAGAUCCGAAUUCGCCAGGCACCUCGAAACAACAGGGUUGACACGGCUCCUGGUUUCGUUCUAUGAAUACCUCGGUCGCAACAUCGACGGGACGUGCCAUUGACGGGAAACGCAGCAGCAACAAAAGAACUGGUUGUUUGAAGUUGCACGAGAAAGGAGUUGCUGAAACACGCAGCAUCGGGCCGUCACUCGAUGUCACGCUCGGCCUCGAACUUCACGCAUCGUUUAUCUUGUCGUUACGUUGGCGAAUACGCCGGUGUGGUUGCUCCUUGAAAGCCAGCUGCACACGUGCGCUACUGUAGGCAUGUGAUUUAACGCGAGUGUGCAGAGCACGCUAUUGGAAACGAGCGUCGCAGCUCGUGUUGUUAGUAACGAACAGAGACAUAUUCACAAUAUGCAUUGAAAUAGCCACGAUUAGUUAGCAAGUUUGAUAUUAUUGAAGCAACAACGUCGCAGACAAUUCAGCAGCUCUUGCGACGCGUCGUUAAUAAAAGUAGGCGACGCGCUCUGGAAAAAAGAGAGCACCGCGAGAAAAUGGUUUUUCCAAACGCGUUUAGAAUUACACGCUUUACAGUGGCGGAUGAACGAAUAUUUUUUUUUUUUUUUUAUUGCAAGUGCGUUCUCAAGUUGCACUCUCCGAGGUUCUUAGAGCGACCACUGUGAGAAUAGUCAGUGGGACAAACGAGUACGCGCUUUGCCAGGAUCUUCUUUUUGUGACAUGUUCGCUGUACCUCAUAAAUCGUGUUGCGAUCUUUUCACGCUGUACUUGCGACAAAGUAGGAUAAAGUCUGUCUUCAGCUGUUUUACGGCUUUCCGGGAGGAGAAGAGCGAACGAAGACGCCUCUUCCUCCUGUCGAGGAAAACGGUCGGUUUUCUCAUUUCCUAAAGAUGUUUCUUAACUUGUAUUAAUGUAAUAGACUGCGAACUUUCCUGCAUUUUUACAUCUUUAUGAAUGGAGCUAAAGAAACGAGCCUUUGUUUCGUCUCUACUGAACAUUAGAGUAAAUAUCUUGCUUUGGAUACUUAACAUACUUUUGGAUAUACGCGUCAAAAUAAAUGCACAAAAAUCCGCAGUCCGACAUUAAGUAAUCGUCCGCUCUUUCGUUCUCGAUUAAUGACUAAUUGUGAAUUGCGAAGUCAAUAAUUGUUCUAGAAAAUCGAGGUUGUCUCGUUGCGCGUGUAGUUCUGUCCUAUAAAGAAGAACAUGAAAAUGUCGAGAUAGAUCUCGUCGCACCUUAAUCUCUUUCUACCAGAGCACGUCGUGUACGUGUGCGUAUAGUUGGAGAAUCGCACGAUGGGAAACACUUGCUGUCUGUCUCACGGAAUAAAUCUUUCGUGUCGUGACGUCGUGAAUGUUGUAUACCGAUAGGUCAGCGUGUUUGUACGUGUGUACGCCCCCAUGGGCACCUUGUGAAUUGCGAAUAUGGUUCAGAGAAACGAGUAUGAUCCUUUGUAUAAAUUUGUCAGGUUCUGUUAACACUGGAGAUAUCUUACAAAUUCUCGGUCUGUUUCCUUUGCUUUUUUUGCAUCGUGGUACGCGUAAAUAUCAUAUUAUACAUUUAGGAAUUGAAAGUUCGAUACAAGAUACGCAGUUUUGUACAAAUAUUCGUUAUACAAACAUUGGCCUAUUGACAAACACACGCGCAGAGAUGUAUUUUUAUUUAUCAUCAGAAAUCAUGUUAUGUAUUUUCUGAAAUUCUCAUAUUUCUACAAAUGCGUGUGAUUUGUUACAUGCCUAAAGAUUAUUUAUAACGCUUAGUAAUUUAAUUGUGGCAACGAAAUUGUCUUGCACCGUAAUUAACUCUAAAUGUGCUUUGAAUAUAUCCAUGAAAUACUAUAGCGAUACAAACAGAAUUACCUCCGUCUGAAAUCGUUUUCUUAGGAUUUUCAAUUGAAAACAAUUUACGUUAUAUUAAUAUUCGUUUACAGCAAUGCUGUUUAAUCUCGUACCACAAAACUGCUAAUGUGAAACAAGAUCAUCAACAGACUUGCAUAAAUACAAGAUGUUCCAUUGCAUCUAAUUUGUGAAAAUAUCGAUAAAGUCAUUAACGGAUCUAAGACAUAUACUGCUGGUCAAGAUAGAAAACUAAAAAUAGGUCUUUUCUUCUGAGAAUAUUUCCAGGAUUCAAGGAUAAUCCUCCGCGCUGUUAAUAUUGUGGAGAACAGUGUAUAAUUGCAGUUGUCCUAAUUAAAUUACACUGUAAUUUAAUUACUUAAUGUAUAGUAAUUACGUAACGGAAACCUUUUCAUUUAGUUCGAUUUGUAAUCACAAAUUACUUCGAUCACGAGUGUAAUUGAAUUAUUUUGCAAUUAUAAUUCUCGAAGCAAUUCAAUUGUAAUUUCGCACAACUCCGAUGCAAAUUAUUUAUUUUAAUGCUUAAACUUCGCUUUUCUUAGUUGCGAAUAAUCGAUAAUUAAAUUAAUAACGAAUAGUAAUUAUGGAAAAACUUCAAUCGUUUAAUACUAUUGAAAUUUCUGUCGAAAACAAUGUACAGUAAGUUAAUUGUGUACAAAAUACAUAAUUCUUAGCUAUGUCGAUAUAAGGGCUUGUACAGAUGAUACUGAGAAUAAUGUGUCUUUGAAUUACCGAAUUGUAAAUAUAUGUAUGUACUGCGUGCAGUGUUGGGCAUUAUUGAAUUAUUUAAAUAAGAAGUAUCUUAUUUAAAUAAGAAAUUUCGUUCUUAUUCGCAAUUAAAACGUUAUUUCAAUUUCUUAUUUGUUAUUUAAUAGGAAAAUGAAAUUUUGCCCAGCACCGUAUACGCGGCAGAAUGUUUAGCACGUAACAAGAAACGACUGACGAACGAUCUCCUGUAAAGAAGCUGUUUUUUAGCGUUAUGCUAUUUUAUCGCGUAAGACGUAAAAUUUUAACGCCAUGAGUAACGAUAUUGUUUCACGUAUAUCGAAUUUUUGCUACAAUUUAAAUACGAUAAAUUUAUGUAUGUAUGUAUAUUGUUACUAAAUAAGGCGAGGCACACAAGUGAACAGCAUCGAGCUCCUGACAGUAUUCGUGUAUGUAACUGGUAAUUAAUCUAAGAGAUAAAUAUAACGUGUAAGUAAUAGAAAAU
Messenger RNA from Bombus impatiens (common eastern bumble bee), 3632 nucleotides. RefSeq lists its product as uncharacterized. Bases 268 to 609 code for a protein of 113 amino acids. Gene Ontology annotation, biological process: negative regulation of cAMP-dependent protein kinase activity. The record is from RefSeq and is a predicted model, not a curated record. The transcript has 2 exons. Gene Ontology annotation, cellular component: nucleus; cytoplasm. NCBI's taxonomy places the organism in Eukaryota, Metazoa, Arthropoda, Insecta, Hymenoptera, Apidae. Gene Ontology annotation, molecular function: cAMP-dependent protein kinase inhibitor activity.